AUUACUUUACAGCAAACAGAUAUAUGUCUUAUCUUCGGGUAAUUGGAAAUGCCUCGAUUAUCCUGUAAUCAAAUGAUAAAAUAGUUUCUGCUGGGUUAUAUUAAGGCAUCACUCAGCUAGAUGUUAGGUCCUCGAUGAAAUAACUACGGAUAAAUGGUGGAAAGCAAUGGGAAAUCAUCUCUGCCAUAUUCAAUGGCCAGUUUAUUUAAAUUGUACCUAUGAUUCAAGCAUUUUAGAAAUGACCGUUUCAGAAUAAUGGAGACUAAUAUUUACUGAGUUUUUCUUAUAUUCCAGGCACUGCACUAAGCGUUUCAGGUAAAAUAUCUAGUAAUGUAUCACAUGAUUUCCUCUGGCUGAUAGGAACUAAAGAAACAUUUCAUCAUGACAAUAGAGACUAAUAAGGGACUGAGUCAGUUAAGCAACAGUUCUAGUUACGUGGAGCUGGCUCCAAAUGAAUCACUUCUGCUGGGUUAUUUCCAAAGCAGAGCUGUAGACAAGGUACAUGUCUUGGAUCUUGGGCUGGGUAAGCUGGCACAUGAAGAAAGCCACGAGCUAUUGAAAUGAUCUUGUCUCUCUCCUCUAUUUACUUUUUCAUACAUCCACCUAUCACUGAAACUCCAUCUCAAGAUUUGAACCUGCAGAAUCUUGUCAAUGUUCAACGGCCACUUGAUCUGUCAUCACAUUGAGUAGGAAUCUACAAACACAGUUCAUCAUUUGCAUAAAACUCCUAUAUCUUUAGAUUAGAAGCAUGGUGCAUUAUUUGGUUGAUGGCUGAUUCUUAAUAUAGGUUAUUUUUAUAGACUGGCAAUAUUAGGGAAUAUUGCACACAGUGUCCAAUGAGUCCGUUAACAUGACAUUUCUACAGGGCAAGAAUUUUCGAGGGUGAUAAAGUGCAUGUUAAUUUCUUAUUUUGUUUUUUGUUUCUUUCUUUUUAAGGCUGCACUGACAGCAUAUGGAAGUUCCCAGGCCAGGGGUCAAAUCAGAGCUGUAGUUCCCAACCUCCGUGACAGCCACAGUAAGGCAGGAUCCAAGCCACAUCUGCAACCUACACCACAGCUCACAGCAAGUGAGCCACUGAGUAAGGCCAGACAUCAAAUCCAUGUCCUCAUGGGCAUGAACUGGGUUCGUUUUCCACUGCCGGCAGCCGUAGCUCCAACUGGACCCCUAGCAUGGGAACCUCCAUAUGCCGUGGGUGUGGCCCUGAAAAGCAAAAGAAAGAAAGAAAAUAUUUGGGGUUCAAAGAAAUAUAUAAACUAUUGUCUCUAUUUUCUUUGCCACAACCUUAACUGAAUUGUGGUGCCACAUAGAAAAGAGAAAUAUUAAAUUAUAUUAAGUUAAUUAGUAACAACAAAAGGGAAAUGUUUCUAAAUGCUUUAGUAUAAGUGUAAAUGCAUUAUAAUAGAAUGCUUGAUGUGUGAGCACAUUCUUCAGCAGUCAUAGACGCUAAGGGUCCCUGUAAUCGUAUGUUUGUUAUUUCAUAUUUAAUAGAAUUCUGAAUUGGUCCAUUUAUUUCUGUUCUUCUUUCCUUCUUUGUUGAAUCCAGGACCUACAACAGAAACUGAAAAAUACUUUGAAAAUAUGCUGAGCUCAAUAAAUACUUCUUGAUAAAUGAGUAAAGAAAGCAAGUCAGUGGCUAAAGAAUAGGAAAGAAAUAGGUAGGUAUGGGAGGACAUUAUCUGGUAGUAUUUGACAACUCGUAAAAUGAAGGGAUGAGAGAGAGAAUUUUACUAAACUGUUUUCCAUUUCAUGCCUGCUGACUAGAUUAUUUACGACAAAUCAACUAGGAGAGUGAACAUGGAAUAGGAUUUGGUUUCAAGAUGAGGGUAACUUCCAAACUUUGAAUUUUAGAAUAGCAGAAAAGAAAUCUAUCUCUCUGACUCAAGAGAGCUUGUUAAGAGUAAGAGAAAGAUUCAGAUUUCUAUGUGAAAGACUCUUGAUGAUGACCUUGCCUUCUUUUUUUCAGGCAUGACCUUCAAUUGUUCCUUGUGGCAGGACAACAGCAUGUCUGUCAAACGCUUUGCCUUUGCCAGAUUCUCUGAGGUCACUGAACAGUGUUUCCUUUUGUUUACCCUCAUCCUGCUCAUGUUCUUAGCAUCACUGACGGGCAAUGCUCUCAUAACCACUGCCAUCUGGACCAACCCGGUCCUCCACACCCCCAUGUACUUCUUCCUGGCCAACCUGUCUCUCUUGGAGAUUGGCUACACGUGCUCUGUCACACCCAAGAUGCUGCAGAACCUUGUGAGCGAGGCCCGAGGAAUCUCUCGGGAGGGGUGUGCUACACAGAUGUUUUUCUUCGCAUUUUUUGGUAUCAGUGAGUGCUGUCUUUUGGCCGCCAUGGCUUUUGACCGCUAUAUGGCCAUAUGCUCCCCACUUCACUAUGCAACACGAAUGAGUCGUGGAGUGUGUGUCCAUUUGGCAAUGGUUUCUUGGGGAGUGGGAUGCAUGGGCUUGGGCCAGACCAACUAUAUUUUCUCCCUGGACUUCUGUGGCCCCUGUGAAAUAGACCACUUCUUCUGUGCUCCCCCUAUCCUGUCACUUGCCUGUGGGGAUACCUCCCAUAAUGAGGCUGCAGUCUUUGUUGCAGCCACCCUUUGCAUUUCCAGCCCAUUUUUACUCAUCAUUGCUUCUUAUGGCAGAAUUCUAGCUGCCGUGCUCAGCAUGCCCUCACCUGAGGGUCGCCGAAAAGCUCUUUCCACCUGUUCUUCCCACUUACUUGUAGUAACACUCUUCUAUGGCUCAGCAUCUGUCACCUACUUGAGACCCAAGGCUAGCCAUUCACCAGGAAUAGAUAAACUCCUAGCCCUCUCCUAUACCGUGGUGACAUCCAUGCUCAACCCCAUCAUCUACAGUUUACGGAACAAGGAAGUCAAGGCAGCCCUUAGGAGAACUCUAGGCAAGAAAAAAGUAUUGGCUCAUAGGUAGAUACCAGAGGACCACAAAAAUGGCUCUUUGAAAAAGAUGCAAAACCAACAUAAGAGGAA
This is a messenger RNA of Sus scrofa (pig), 2981 nucleotides long. The record is from RefSeq and is a predicted model, not a curated record. Lineage: Eukaryota; Metazoa; Chordata; Mammalia; Artiodactyla; Suidae.